AACAAAUUACAUGAGAAAGGAGUCAUGAUUUAGGCCCAGUAUUGUACGAUGUAACGUAUUUUCAAUGGCGCCAGACCUUGCAGCUGACGAUAAAUUCAAGCUUCAGGAAAAUGACAAAAAUCAGUUUUUCCUAAUUAUUGUAUUGUGUAAUAACAUCAUUACCAGUUUACACAACUGACAGUCAAAACAACUGAAACAGAAAGGUCAGUGGCUGAGCUCUAACAGAAGUUGUGUAUGUGGACAGAAGGUUAUUCAUUUAAAUUAAUUGCGCUCAUGUCUCAACAGUGUUGGAAGAUUUGGUGCUGAUAGCAGUCCAUAUAAAGCCAGAAGAUGCAGAAAAGGAACUUGACGAACUGUAUGACGUGUUUCGCAGUGUCAGAGAGAAAUGGAAGACUGAAAACAUCAUGAUUUUGGGGGAAUUCAACACAGAUGGCAGAUAUCUGUCCGAGGCAGCCAAGAAAAGAACCAAAAUCUGGGGGAAUAACUUCCACUGGUUGAUCGAAGAUGGUGUGGACACCACAGCCAGCAACAACAAUGAAUAUACUUACGAUCGGAUUGUGGUGUAUGGAGAUGUAAUGCUGAAUGCUGUUGUUCCAAAUUCUGCGAAAUCAUUCAACUUCCAGAAGGCCUACAAACUGACAGAUGAGGAGGCGCGGAGAGUGAGUGACCACUAUCCAGUACAAGUGAAGCUGGAGUAAACAUGGAAGCAGCUUAAACAAAUGU
Messenger RNA from Cyprinus carpio (common carp), 723 nucleotides. RefSeq names its product deoxyribonuclease-1-like. Bases 405 to 698 code for a protein of 97 amino acids. Gene Ontology annotation, molecular function: DNA nuclease activity. Gene Ontology annotation, biological process: DNA catabolic process. Lineage: Eukaryota; Metazoa; Chordata; Actinopteri; Cypriniformes; Cyprinidae. The transcript is spliced from 4 exons. The record is from RefSeq and is a predicted model, not a curated record. Gene Ontology annotation, cellular component: nucleus.